AUACUUCCUUUUCACAAUGCAAAUCGGCGUGUUGUGUUAAUGUGAACUUCGUACCAACCGGUAACAGUUGUUUCUGCUGUCACGUGCUAUUUUAAUACCAAGCAUAGUGAACACAUUGGUGACAUAAAGUCUGGAGGUGUUCGUGCUGUGACAUCGGCUAGCAAGCAAGGAAUGGAAGUGACGUACAUGUUGGUGGCGUUGUUCUGUGCGUCAGGCCUACGAAGAGUGCUCCUGACUCCAUGCUGUGACAACUGUGAGCACCUACAUGCAGAUGGUAACUGUCGUCGAUGCGGGAAUGCAACCAAGACAUGUUCUGAACCACCACAGACAAAUGGUGCAAUUGAUCCGUCCUGUUCAGACGCAACCUUCUAUGGAAAGAACUGUCAGAUGAAAUGUUCUAACACCUGCAUCAACUCUCAAUGCCAGCUGCAGAAUGCCACUCUGGUGUGUACAGAUGGGUGUGUACCGGGUAAGAAGGGGGUAUACUGCCUAGAGGACUGCCCUUCUAGCUGCACGCAAUGUGAACGUUACAGUAACACUUGCGUAGGACCAUGCUCCGAUGCAAGCUACUACGGAGAACGAUGUCAGAUUCAUUGCCGCGGCAAUUGUGAAGAUGGAUGUGCUAGAUACUCUGGGGAUUGCACAUCGUGCGGACCGGGGUACAGAGGAGCAAAAUGUGAUGUCCCCUGUCCCCCAGCCUGUGAGGAAUGCCAGCGUUACGCAACCAGAUGUACUAAAUGCCUUGCUAAUCGUUUCUAUGGUAGCAAUUGUGUAUUUCCGUGUCCAAAUGACUGUGUGGUGUGCAAUAAGGAAACUGGUUAUUGUACCGAAUGCAAGCAUGGAUACAGCGGAGGAAAGUGUGAGGCGCACACACUUGCAGACAGGUGGAACCCUAAUCUUGCUAUCAUCACAGUAGUGGCAGUUCUGUUCCUGGGAGCAGUGUUGCUUUUUGUGUACAAACUGUGGACGCACAAGUAUACAAGUCAUCAACGGCAUCUGGAACACCAGCCCGGGGAUGAAACACAUGCAAGAGCGGCCCCAGAAUCGUCUGACAGUAACGCUCAUAGAUAUUGGGAUAUAACUGACCCGCUGUCUGAACCUGAACCCACCAAUUACAGCCAACCGCAGAGAGACGACGUUGUUGAAAGGGGGGACUUCAUGGGUUAUUGUAGCAUUCAAAGAAGAGCUGAAAUCGACCAAACACGGGGUGAAUGUUCCUCGUUGGGACGAAGUGGUGAUUUCCCUUUAUCUUUUCUAACUGCCUAUAUAAUGAACGGAACAAUUAGGACGAAGCAAAGGAAGGCAAGGAAGGACGACAUGGAUACAAAUAUGUCAAGAAUUCUACUAGUACGGUUGCUAUGUUCUGUUUCGUGUAUUAUCGGAGCACCUGACUCUCGUCAUUGUCUCUGGUCAUCUGCAUCAGACCCCUGCCCUGCCUGCGAGAGAGGAUGGUAUGGUGGUGACUGUAACUUUAACUGUUCGUUCUGUGACAGCGGCGUCUGUGUCAGGGACACUGGGAUAUGUAAACAGUGCCGGGCAGGCUACUUUUCUCACAACUGUAACGUUACGUGUCCUCCCAACUGCAGAAAGAAUGAUGAUGGUAAGAUGUAUUGUGACCGUCAAAGUGGGGUGUGCUUGCAAAACUGUAAAGACGGCUGGUGGGGAGACUGGUGUGAGAGGAAGUGCAGUGACAGAUGUCAAGACAACUCAUGCUACUUCUGGGACGGGUCGUGUGCUAGAGGCUGCAGGAAAGGUUGGGCCGGUGACAGUUGUGACACCUUGUGUCCAGGGGGAUGUCACGGUGACACAUGUGAACAAAACGGGAGCCAUACGUGUACCCGAGGUUGUAAACACGGUGUUCACGGGCAUCACUGUAAUAAGAAGUGUAAUAGACACUGUAGAGAUCAGGAUUGUUUCUAUGACCACAGAAUGAACUCUACAGUAUGCAGACAGGGCUGUGUGGACGGCUGGAUGUCCCUCGACUGUAAGCUGAAGUGUCCUGGUAACUGUGAGGCAUGUUCUCAAGAGACUGGGGAAUGCUCCAGAUGCAAGCAAGGCUACUGGGGAACUGACUGCACUAGAACAUGCAGUGCCACGUGUUUUAACCAGACAUGUGAUCAAGGUGGUCGAUGCAGUAGUUGUCAACUCGGUUACCAUGGGGACACGUGUAGGACAUACUGUGAUGCUGACUGUAUCAGAUGCUUUGAGGCAAAGGGAGGUUGUAGAUGUAGAGAGCCGUGCACUUCGUCCUGCCUGCAUCACAUGCUACCCGACUUGACAUGUCUCUAUGUAAAAGAAAAGAAAGGACACGCAGGUGUCAACAUCCACGAAAUCACUUCGAGGAAUGGCUCGAGCUGGUACACAUCCAACUUAUCAAUCUACCUGAACCUAGUGAUUUUGUUAACUUACAUGUUGAGAUAUUCAUAUUUGUAACCAGAAUAACCUAUGAUGGACAUAAGACAAAAUAGGAUGUAAACAUUCAUUGUCACGUAAACACUUAUAUGUAAUUGUUGUUGUCGUGUAGGAAAGGACUGCUGUUUUUACCAGGUGUGUUACUUUACUGAAUCUCAUAAAGAAAUUUAAUGCAGUGUAUAUUCCCUGCAAAGUUGCCUAUAAAUAGUGACAUAAUUAACAAUAUGAGGCUGCUCAAACAUUUCCCAGAUAAAUGCGUUUUUUAUGUACAAGUAUUAUUGACAGCCACUGCCAUUAUUAUUUUCACUGACAGUAUUUAUUGUCUUGAAUAAAGAGUUUUGACGUAG
Messenger RNA from Haliotis rufescens (red abalone), 2759 nucleotides. RefSeq lists its product as uncharacterized. Gene Ontology annotation, molecular function: scavenger receptor activity. Lineage: Eukaryota; Metazoa; Mollusca; Gastropoda; Lepetellida; Haliotidae. Bases 172 to 2433 code for a protein of 753 amino acids. The transcript has 10 exons. The record is from RefSeq and is a predicted model, not a curated record.